Molecule: messenger RNA, 811 nt
Organism: Carya illinoinensis
Lineage: Eukaryota; Viridiplantae; Streptophyta; Magnoliopsida; Fagales; Juglandaceae
Product: 28 kDa heat- and acid-stable phosphoprotein-like
Exons: 8
Coding region: 105-581 (158 amino acids)
Cellular component (GO): cytosol
Molecular function (GO): RNA binding
Source: RefSeq, a predicted model, not a curated record
AACAAAUUAGUAGGGGUAGAACUGCGUGCAAGAGCUUCCACCCAAACACAGCGAAAAACCACCUCGCCCUCUCUCUCUCUCUCUCUCCGUUUUCUGCUUCAAAGAUGGGCAGAGGAAAGUUCAAGGGCAAGCCCACCGGUCACCGCAACUUCUCGACUCGCGAAGAAAUGAUUGCUGGUAGCUCUUCUCGCCCACGAACUUUUAAGAAGGAAGAAGUCGAAGAAGAGGUAGAAGAGUCUGAAGAGGAAGUAGAAGAAGAAGAUGAAGAACCUGAGAAGCGGAAAGGCACCCAAGGUCUAAUUGAGAUUGAAAAUCCCAAUUUGGUGAAAGCAAAGAAUGUGAAGGCUGGAAAUGUUGAUCUGGAGAAAACGACUGAACUCUCAAGGCGUGAAAGAGAAGAGAUAGAAAAACAAAAAGCACAUGAGCGAUACAUGAGGCUGCAGGAACAAGGAAAAACAGAACAAGCAAAAAAAGAUUUAGAACGCUUAGCCAUGAUACGGCAACAAAGAGCGGAGGCUGCUAAGAAACGAGAAGAAGAAAAGGCUGCCAAGGAACAGAAAAAAGCGGAGGCCCGCAAGUGAAAGAUUCAGAAGACGCCAACUAGAUAAAUCUUGGUUGUUUAUCUCAAUAUUUAACUCUUCUACCUGUACUCUCAUGCUAUUAAAUUUCCAUAAAUAGUGAAGCAUUUUAUCUUGCAUCCGUCCGGAAAAUGUCAAGAAAAAUUGUAACAGCCGUUGUCCUGUCAUGGAGGAAAACUUGGUGUUGACUGUUGACGCUUAUUAUUCUGGUAGAUGGUUGGUUUUCUCUUUUA